ACGUGACGGUUAGCCGUUUUUAGCACUGGGCCUCAGCGGAGCAUUGAUUUGCGUGUUUGUUCUGUGCUUUUGACUGUUAAAAUGUGUUUGUUUUGUAAUUAAACUGCAUUAGUUGCGUGCUUUGAACAAAAAAUAUUGAUACUACAAUUCAUUUGAAAAUCUUCGCAAACAGAAGUCAACGCGCAGCUCGCCUGAAUCAAGUGAAAAGUGACAAAUGAAAGGCGUGGGUACUACCAAUACUAGAAAAUAGAAGCAAACCAAGAGAUUAAGCGUGUCCUGUAUGUACAUAUGUGUGCGUGUGCGCCUUUAAGAUUUUGCUCAUGUGCCCAUUUUUAUUGUUGUUCUAAUUGCCAACGAAAAACAAUAAAUAAUCAACAAACGCGAGAAUUAAUUGCAAAUCGGAUUCAAAAAUGUGUUCAAUGUGAAUAAAAUGAUAACGGUACACACACACGCACACAAACACUGCCAACAGCAAAUCUUCGCCGACAUCGCAGCCGCACCUACGUACAUAUAUGUCGAUAUGUGUGUGUGUGUAUUAUAGUGGGUGUAGGUGUACGUAGUUAAAUGCAAAAUAUAAUAUAAAAGUGAUAAGUGGCAGCAUUCGUGCUAUAGCAAAGCAAUUAAUUAAAGAAUUGUUUAAAUAAAUAAUCAAAUUGUACAAGGCAAAUACCAAUACACACUCAGCAGGAGCAGCAGCAGUAGCAGCAGCAGCACCACCACCAACAUAUGUACGUAUGUACACACACACGCGCACACCUACAUGCACAUACACCACAAAAAAGGCAUAGAGAGCCAAAGAGUGAGAGAGAGAAAGCACGGUGCCAAAAAGGAACGUCAAAAGGAAGAAGCAGCAGCAGAGCAGCACACAGCAUCGGCGCGUUGCGGAAAGAUUGAAAAUAAACGUGUAGUAGAGAAUUUUUGAAGCACACUCCACACACAUACACACACACACACACACACACACAAACCAACAACCGCCCACUGCCGCCGUUCUCCCCAGCGAGUGCCCUCUCACCGCCACCCGCCAACGCCAACGCUGUGCGGACAUACAUACAGACAAACACUCACACACUUACGCAGACAUACAUACAAACAGAGAAUCGUAUGCGCGAAAAGUGUAAGCCGUGCACAGUUGGUGUUGUUGUUGGUGUUGCUGUUCCUGUUAGCCGCCGCCGCCAAAGGACGACAGACGCGACGGCGACGACGACGACAGCGACAACGCCAACGACCACGUCGACAACGACGACGCAGCGGCAGAGACAGAAGCAGAAGCAGAGGACGUGUUGUUGUUGCCGUUGAAGCCAACGCAAAUGGCAGACCCUCUAAGCGGGCCCUGCUUUUGAGACAUGUCGUAAUGGCCAGAGAGGAGUCUCGCGGCAAGCGACCACUGAAAAUUUGGGAUAGUUGGCGGAAUGUGCGCAAAGGCGUCGUAGUUGGUACAUUUGAGGAGCUAUUGGUGCGCGGCAAGGACAAAUUGGGGGUUCCUGCUUCAGAACCCGUGCGCGUUGUUCUGGAGUGUGAUGGAACCCAAAUUGAGGAUGGCGAAUACUUUCGCACCCUGGCCAACAAUACGGUACUCUUGCUGUUGAGGCAGGGCGAGCGAUGGUAUCCAACCGGUGUGGAUGUCAUAAAGGCUGCUAUAUCAGCUAUACCGAAAAUCGUCUGUGAGACGAUCCAUGCACUGGAACUGCACGAUGAGACACCAUCUUGGAAGAUUAUGGAUAAUAAAGGGCGUGUCACGGUCGUAUUGCACUGGGAUCAGCGCCAGGGUGGCGGUGGAGGCGGCGGCGGAGGAGGAGGUGGUGGUGGUGGUGGUGGAGGUGGAGGAGGAGGAGGCGGCGGCAUGUGCAUGGGCGCCGGCCUGGGCAGCAGCAAUGGACUGCUGUCAUCGGACAAGUACUCGCCCUCGAAGAAGGGCCUCUCUGCGCAAAGUUCGCUGGAUAACAAAUCGGUGUCCUCGCAGUCCUCACAGCCGCGCUAUGCCAGCCCACAAAUAACGGUCAUCAGCGACGAGGGUCCGGCGAGCAUUUACCAUCCGGGCGGCGUUGUCCUGCCGCCAGGCGUUGUGAUACCCGGCAGCAAUCGCCGCCUCUCCAAGCAGGGCGGCUCCUUUGAUAGCGCCGUGGGCGCGGUACAUGUGCAUACGCCCGAGUGCGCCCAUCAUGCGCACACGCCCAGCCGUGCGGGCAGCCCCAGCACCACGGAGUGCGACUUCCAUUGCUGUGCGCUGCACGAGGAGGGCCGCAAGAUAGCCGUGCACAAGAGCGUGGCCACCUCGCCCAUACAGGACGGCAGCAGCAGUCCGCAGCCGCAGCUGCAGCAUCAGCAGCAGCAGCUGCAGGCGCAUCAGGCAACGCUGGCGAUGUCCUCAUCGGUUAUGGAUCCUAUGCUAGGCGGCAGCGGCAGCGGCAGCAUGCAGCGUCGCUCGUCGGGCGCCAAGGGUCAUGUGCGCUUCCUGGACAUUGCACCGGAGCGCGACAGUUCGGAGAGCGAAACGGAGAACACGGUGAUGGAGGAUGAUAAGACGACGACGGAGAAGUUUCUGUUGCUCAUCGAUCAGCUGUCUGUCGACCAGAAGCGCCAUCUUAGCAUCAAGGACAUCGGCAUCAUAUUGGAGCGCCUCAAUUCCAAGAUCCUCGACGUUGAGCGUCUGGAUCGCGAGUCCGAGUCGGAUGAUUGUUAUAACUGGACGAUAAAGGCGACAAUACGCGGCGAUGCGCUGCGCGAACUGGGCGUCAUCUACAAUGGCAACUACUAUGCCAUAUCCGAGCAUCCUGGCUACAAGGAGGAGCUCGAGGAGAACGGCGAGGAGGUCGAGGAGGAGGAGGACGAAGAGGAUAGAAUUUAAAUGAAAAACAAACUAAACAAACAUUAAUUAACAAAUUUCCAAAUGGGAGAAUCGAUCAUAAAAAAGGUAUCAAUAAUUAGCGCAUUUUUAGACAGGAAACGCGCAGCGGCAACGCGGCCACGCCCCAAAACGCCCUCAGCAAACACACACACACACACACACAAGCAAACACACACAUAUAAAAGAAAACCUAUUAAGAAUUAUAAAAGAAUUAAGAAAAAAACAAAAAAAACAAAACGGCAACCGCACAUUGUACAAUAGUGAAGUAAGGAAAACAAAGUGGAUAACAGAAACACACACGAAAAGUAACAGAAAAUUAACAUAAUGGAUAACAAGGAGGAUAUGCGAGGAUAACAAAUUCAGAAGCCAAUAGGAACGAAACGUUUUUCGUAGCAUUUAGCGAAUUUGUCAUUUGGCCGGGAAAACAACAAGUUGUAAGCGAUUCGAUUAACGAACCGAUACAAUGCACAUAAAUAACCAACAGGUAUUUCUGUUAUUGAUUUUUUUUUAUUAUUAUUAUUAUUACUAUUAUUAUUGCUAAAUUUUAUUAUGAUUGUUGUUAGCGUUUAUUCAUUUGUGUGCCAAACAGCCUAGCGCAUGCCUUAUUUAGUUGUAAAAACACACACAAAAAGCACCUGAAACAGACCAUUUCUCAGCUGUCAAAAGCGAGCACCUGAAUGCUCCGAUUGUUAACUAACUAAACAUCUGCUUAGCACUGGCUAAGGUACAGUGAAUGCUCCAACUAACGAAUUUUACUGCUUUUUCUUUUUGUACAAUAGCCAAAGCUGCUUGCUGCGGCAAAUACAACUUUUCUUUUAUAGGAAACGAAAACCUAUAGACUUUUUGCAAUUUAUUUUUGUGCCAAAUUAGGUUCUAAGUUUGAAAAUAAUAAUCAGAGGAAUAUAUAUAUAUAUAUAUUUAUAUAAUUCUAGUUAAUUGUUUAGCAAAUAUGUUUUCCUGUUAUUUCCUGGACAUAUCUUUUGAACGAACAACUCGAGUUCGUAGUUGUUCGUCUUAGAGAGCUUUCACUGUACCUAUAUCUAACCAUAGCAGUGGCCAAAUUCAAUGUAUAUAUAUAUAUAUACGUAUAUAUGUAUACUUUUGUGUAGUUCCUCAGUUGUAUUCCUUGAAGAGCACAUUGGUAUAUUCUCGAUUGAAAAACGAACCCAAUUUACUUGCAGUUGCUUUCGAUGGCUUCCAUAUAUGUUGUUUCCUAACAUUCUAUUAGGCUAUUAUAAGUAUAGAAGAAGAAUAAGGAUAAAAGAAAAAAAAAAACAAUGAAAAACAUAAGGUUAAACCUCUCGAAUCAGCAUUUCAAAACUGCCGUUAUUUGUAGUGUUGUAAAACGUUAACAAAAAUGUCGCAAACAACCCAGCCAAAAUGGGUAACACUUUGGCAUUAAACAUGCUCCAAAAUGAACAUGGAAAUGAUGAAAAUGAUGAUAAAUGAAAAUUCGACACAAUGAUCGUCUGGCUUAAUGAUGAUUACGUAAUUAACUGUAGUUAUACUAACAUUGUAGUAACUAAAACAAGAAGAAGACGAACAAGAUGAUGAGAAAGAAAACCUAAAGAAAUCAUCAAACAUUUUAUAGCAAUGAGCACACACACACUCUCACACACACACACACACACACACACACACACACCGCACACACACAUACCACUAUACCCUACCUUUUAUGUUCCUCUUUUAAUAUCAGCGAUGCGAGCAUUGUGUAAUUAGAGUUUAUAAAGUAUGUCUAAAAGCCAAACUAACAUUAACAUAUUACAUACAAAUGAAACACUGCCAAAAAUGAAAAAAAAAAAAAAACAAAAACAAAAAACCAAAAACAAAAUGAAGAAAAACUUGUAACAAAUUUGCAUUUCUUAUGUUAAAUUGUUAAUGAAAAUUCAACCCAAUUCGUUUCGAUCGAAAUUCCUUAAAGCAUUUUCGCCGGGUUAAAGACACAGAGACAACAAAGAUAGGAAUAUUGUUGUAAAAAAGGCAAAAAUACAAAAAUUGUACAAAUUCUUCGGCGCAGCUCCCAACUCUGACCAAAUAUAUGGUCAAGUAUGUCAAGUGCCCCGAUAAGCGCAUAUAUAUAUAUAUAUAUAUAAUAUCUGUGCUCGAACCCCAACCACCUUUCAAUCAACUAUGAAAAUAGCUAUAGAUAGGGUAUUUCCGUUCGGCUUAUCAGCUCUUCAGCUGCUCAGCUGCUCAGCUUGUCCCAAUCAGUUGUCUCGCCCCGUUUUCCCGUCGUCUGAUUGUGCUUGCAGAGUUAAAUGAAUUUUUUCCCCCUGCCCAAAUUCCCUACCUCGACACGCAGUGGGACAGAACAGAUUAAUGCUAAACAACAAAUUUUUGAGCGCAAGCGUUUGUCCAAGGCACAAAUAAAUGGAAAUCAAAUCGAUAAUUGAUUACAAAUGAUAAUAAAUACAAAGAGUUAUAGCAGAGAAAUAAAUAAAUAAAUGGAAAAAACAAAAAACAAAAGCAACUCACAAUUAGUAAAAAAAAACCAAUGAAAAAACGAAUUCAUUAGCGUUGUUUUAAUUUAUUAGUAAGUCAAAGUAAGUCAAGCAACAGCAAAAAAGAAUGAAAUAAAUAAAAAGCAAAACGUGCAACAAGAAUGAUAUAUGAUAUAAGAGAGUCAUGAUUAAAUAGAAAGGGAGAGAAUGAAGAAGUCAAGUGCUGCAGUGCACAAUUAUAAAUACAUAUAUAAACAAAUUACAAGUAAAACAAAACAAAACAAAAACAAAAAAUACCUAUACAUACUCAAAAUACAAUGCAUUACAUUAUAAUAAGAGCAAGUCGCAGUUUAUAACAUACAAAACUCAAAACUUUCCAUACUGAAAACUGACUUCUUCAACUGACUUCCAUAAUCAUAAUCAUUGUUAACAUUUAACUAUAAAGAAUUGCGCUUAACAACACAAAAA
Messenger RNA from Drosophila virilis, 5760 nucleotides. It is a transcript of the gene Drep2, whose product is annotated as DNA fragmentation factor-related protein 2. The record is from RefSeq and is a predicted model, not a curated record. Gene Ontology annotation, biological process: regulation of apoptotic process; apoptotic process. Lineage: Eukaryota; Metazoa; Arthropoda; Insecta; Diptera; Drosophilidae.